UCAUUUUUCUGGUUCGUUUGUAAUACAUGGCCCAUACGAUCUUCAUAACUCAGGCUGAGCAUCACAGUCUAUUCCUAUGCAUUCCUUUUGUCUUAUAGACAGAAUCCCAGAUCCUUGCAUGGGUGGGGGGGAGGGGGCGGAGCACGCCUAUGACCAGCCACCACCUCACCCUCUCUUACUGUUGUUCAGAGACUCCCUAUGUCUCUAGGGUUCUCUAGAAUGUUCCUUCCUUCAAGAAUAUUCUCACUCCCACCUCUUCGGACUCCACCUCUUCAAACAGCCAUCCCCUCAACCACAGUCUAGUCAUGGUCCCCAGAUCGUCCCACAUUUUCUCUCAUUUCUCCUUUGUAAGUGAAGUCAUUACAAUAUUAGCCUUUGAAUGUCCAUACUCUGCCAAGAAGAAUUAUCAAAAUACAGGUGAUGGGUCUCCUGGAUCGAUCACGGAUGUAUUUCUGGUUCAGGCACAAAUACUCGGCAGGUAGUAUGUGAUCAAUAAAUAUUUGUUUAUGGACGAGUCAAAGACCAAAAGUCAAUUCUGUGCGUGGGAGGAAAUAAGCAACUUCUAUUCAGAGGAUCGAGUCAGGACAGGGACCUGGGUCCCAGAGCAGGAUUUCAGAUCCGGUAGAGUGUCCUGGGAGUCAGAAGAGACUCCAGAUAUGGGCUGUGUCUCCAGAGGCCCUGGAGUCCUCCUGAGCCCUCAUCAUGGAAAAAACCAGAGCCAGGCCAGAGAAGGGGCCGGUCCCUGGCUGUGGGUCCCCAGCUGUAAAAACCCGGAAGGGCGGCAGCAGCUCCUGAUUCGCCACAUCCUGUGCGUCUCUGUCCUUCAGGCCCAGGCCUCCUCCAUCUGCAGAGCAGGAGCCCUCAGAGCAGAUGCCAUGACGUCCAUCCUCUCUGCUCUUCUCUGCCUCGGGCUGAGUCUGGGCCCGAGGACCCACGUGAAAGCCAGGACCCUCCCCAAACCCACCCUUUGGGCUGAACCAGGACCUGUGAUCCCCUGGGGAAGCCCCGUGACCAUCUGGUGUCAGGGGACCCUGAAGGCUCAGGAGUACCGGCUGUAUGCAAAUGGCAGUUUUUCGUCCUUGGACACACAGAAAUUGCUGGAGCCUGGAGACAGGGCUCAGUUCCUCAUUAGAGGAAAUUAUACAGAGAGAUAUACCUGUAACUACCUCAGCCCCAUGGGCUGGUCCGGGCACAGUGACCCCCUGGAGCUGGUGGUGACAGGAUUCUACAGCAAACCCAGCCUCUCAGUCCUGCCCAGCCCUGUCGUGACCUCAGGAGGGAACGUGACCCUCCAGUGUGGCUCAGGGCAGGGAUUUGAUGGGUUCAUUCUGACUAAGGAAGGAGAACACAGGCUCGCCUGGUCCCUGGACUCUCAGCCACAGCCCAGUGGGCAGGUGCAAGCCCUGUUUCCUGUGGGCCCCGUGACCUCCAUUCAGAGGUGGACGUUCAGAUGCUAUGGCUGUUACAAGAAGGUGCCCCAGGUGUGGUCACACCCAGGUGACACUCUGGAGCUCCUGGUCUUAGGAGUAGCCCCUGAAUCUGGGAAGCCCUCCCUCCUGAUACAGCAGGGCCCUAUCAUGGCCUCUGGACAGAGCCUGAUCCUCCAGUGUCGCUCUGAUGUCGGCUAUGACAGAUUCGCUCUGCACAAGGAGGGGGGACGGGACCUCCCCCAGAGCCUUGUCCUGCAGCCCCAGGCUGGGCUCUCUCAGGCCCACUUCCCCCUGGGCCCUGUGAGCAGCUCCCACGGGGGCCAGUACCAAAGCUACGGUGGAUACAACCUCUCCUCUGAGUGGUCGGCCCCCAGUGACCCCCUGGACAUCUUGAGCCCCCUGGAGCUCCUGGUCUCAGGUUUUGAAUAA
This is a messenger RNA of Eptesicus fuscus (big brown bat), 1859 nucleotides long. Its product is annotated as leukocyte immunoglobulin-like receptor subfamily A member 6. Gene Ontology annotation, biological process: cytokine-mediated signaling pathway. Bases 507 to 1859 code for a protein of 450 amino acids. The record is from RefSeq and is a predicted model, not a curated record. The transcript is spliced from 7 exons. NCBI's taxonomy places the organism in Eukaryota, Metazoa, Chordata, Mammalia, Chiroptera, Vespertilionidae. Gene Ontology annotation, molecular function: inhibitory MHC class I receptor activity.